UUAAAAUGGGCUCAAUUCCUUCCCUCGAUUUUGUCCCGAGUGAUUACAAGAUAAAAUACCGAACUCCUGAUUCCUUUGACUCUGAAGAUGGCACGGAUACUCCCAAGAGUAUACAUAAGAACCAGUCUACCCUGAUUGGCAAGAAAGCACUCAAGGUUAACUUGUCUUAAGAACCCAUAAAGGGAGGACUGAAUCAAUAAAAUUAACUAAGCAAGAUUUAACUGUAGGUUGGUUAAUAAAACGUUGAAAAGAACUCUAUGAUACCUUAUACGAAGAGGGAAAGCUAGGAGAUCAGCCCAGGGGAGAAAUUGUUGGGUUAAAAACUGUUGAUUGAUUACCUUCGAUGGAUUAUUAUCUGACAUUUCCGAAUAACUCAUUGAACUCGAUUAAGGAAACUACAACUUUGACAGUCCAUUUCUUAAAACAUUAUGAGAACGAGUCACCGAUUAUAAAGGAGAAGGUGAACAAGAAUAGCUUCGAAUACUUAAAAGUAAUAGGUAGUGGAGGCUAUUCCAAUGUAGUAUUGGCUAGGAAGAAAGAUACUGGCAAACUUUUUGCGAUAAAAAUCAUCAAGAAAGACACCACAUUUAUUAAAACAAACAAGAGAGUCUAUCAAGCAGAGGUCGACAUCAUGAAGAGACUUACUGACUUGCCUUUUAUAGUGAGUCUACAUUAUACUUUUCAGACUGAGAACGAACUCUAUUUUGCAAUGGACCCUUGAAUUGGCGGAACAUUGUUUCAUUUUAUGACCCAUUUCCCAAAGAAGGAUUUGAAUGUCAACAUUGCUAAAUUUUAUGUAGCAGAGAUUGUCGUUGCAUUGGACUAUAUUCAUUCAAAGAAUAUCAUGUAUCGUGACCUUAAACCAGAGAAUAUACUGAUUGAUAUUGACGGUCACUUAAAAGUAUCUGACUUUGGUUUAUCUAAGCAAACUAGAAAUAAAGAUGAGACAAGUUCUACUUUCUGAGGAUCUCCAGAGUAUCUACCACCUGAGAUGAUACUUGGCUAUGACCACUCUAGAACGGUUGAUUUUUACACAUUAGGGUGCCUACUUUAUGAAAUGCUUGUUGGGUUUCCACCAUUUCAUUCCAGAGAUCCCAAGAAAUUAGAAAAGAGAAUCGUUAGUGGCUCAGUAUGUUUCCCACCUGAGUUAGAUGAAGUUUCUGCAGACCUGAUCGAGUGGCUCCUCUCUAGGUAUCCCCUCGACAGGCCUAAAGAUUGCUCUGAAAUAAUGGAUCAUGCCUUCUUUGAUGGAAUUGAUUGGGAUAAGAUCGCUAGCAAGCAAGCGAUUCCUCCAUGGGUGCCUGAUCUAUACACUUGCCAUGUUCCGAAAAGUUUUCUGAAGAUGCCUAUCAACCAAGUUUUUAUGAAAAAUACUCCUCACAAGGAACAAAAUAGAACAAGCUAUAAUCAACGGAGACAUGUAAAGGAGAAGUUUAGGAACAGUCUAUACGUCUACGAUCAGCGAUCUAACCGUGAUGUCAAAAGGCUUGCACAAGAAAUGGGCCAAACAAUUGAGGAAAUGCUUGAACUAGAAGGAUUCGAGUACAAUUGUGAUUACCCUGACGAUGAUGAUCCCAAAGAAAUGGAGAAAAUCAUGAAACAUUCUGUAGAGAUAAGGGGAAAUAGGCGCAAAAGUGCCAGGACUAAAUGAUCCGACACUUAUGGAAUGACAGAUAUGCUAGUUGAAAGUGACUGAGACCUUAGCGAUAAUUCAGAAGAUGGAGGAAUACAACCCAUGGGUUCUUAUACAAUGAAGAAAAAUACCUUAUCAAAGCACAAAAGCGAAGCUUCAAAAGAUCCUACAAAUUUAUACUUCAAGAACCAAGAAGAUGAAGAUGCUAAAGAUGCUGAACCAAAAGAAUCAGACGAAGAAGAAGAAAGAGAAGACCUCGUUACAAAGCUAGAAAAUAGUCGAAAGAGGGCUACCAAGAAGAAGAGAUACAUGGGCGCCAAAUCCUGAGAAGUAGGCAAGCAGUAGUAACUAGUUUUCUAAUCUUACCUAAAAUUCCUUUAGCAGCUUCACUUAAAAAGCC
Molecule: messenger RNA, 2033 nt
Organism: Moneuplotes crassus
Lineage: Eukaryota; Ciliophora; Spirotrichea; Euplotida; Euplotidae
Source: the annotation of a GenBank genome assembly